This is a messenger RNA of Yamadazyma jaroonii, 441 nucleotides long. Lineage: Eukaryota; Fungi; Ascomycota; Pichiomycetes; Serinales; Debaryomycetaceae. The record is from the annotation of a GenBank genome assembly.
AUGUCAGAUAACGAAGCAUUCAACGAAGGAGCUGAAAACUAUGAAGACUUUGAUCAACCUGAUCACUUCUCCGAAACUGAAUUCGAUGAACCUGUUGAAGAAGAACCAAAAACUGAAGAUGGUAAAACCAUCAUAAAUGGUGGAAUGGGACCUGAUGAUAAACCAAGACAAAAAACUACUGCUGAAUUAGCUAUACCAAAAGAUAAAAGAACCACCACCCCUUAUAUGACAAAGUAUGAAAGAGCCAGAGUUUUGGGUACCAGAGCUUUACAAAUCUCUUUGAAUGCUCCAGUUUUAGUUGAUAUUGAAGGUGAAACCGAUCCUUUACAAAUUGCCAUGAAAGAAUUAUCUCAAAGAAAGAUUCCUUUAGUUAUCAGAAGAUAUUUACCUGAUGGAUCUUUUGAAGAUUGGGGAUGUGAUGAAUUGAUCAUCGAUGCUUAA